AAAUAACGUCGUUAAUGAUUAUCACGUAUAUUUUUUGAACAUCCUUCCAAAAUCAACCACAAAAACAAGGAUAAGCCCCAGAAGUUUGACGGAAUUGCAACAGUGAUGGAAAAGACAGCUACGGUUGAUAAGGAGCAUAGUGAUAUAACACCGGGGACCCAAGCUGAUCCGAUAAGAAGAGAAUAUUCUACAAUCCAGAAUGAAUCAGGAGAAAUGCCGUUAACUGGAUCAGUUGCCGCCGCAGAAGACCACAAUGAUGUAUGUUUGGUCAACCGACGGACCGAAGGCUUCAGUAGUGCCACUCUACCCGAGCCUCCACAUUACGCCCUCUAUUCACCUGUUCUGGAGGACGAUCAAGAUUUUUUGGACUUGAUGAUGAAGCUAGGUGAACCCGGUCACAAGGGAAAACCUCUACCAGACGAGGAUUCCCCGGGAAAUUCAAUUUCCGAGCAUCACAUAACUGUGUCAAUUGAUCGCUCACAUGCAGAGAAAACUUCCGCACUGAUACCGCUCGUUGCAAUCGAUGACUGUUCAAUAGUCAAAGCGGCAUCUAAGAUACCUCACACAGACUUAACGGAUUAUACCGUACAAGACGGAAAGCCACAAUGUUAUCUUCCUUGCGAGAGGUCUUUAGGUGAGUCGGGAUCGACAAAAAUGAAUGGAUUUCACGAGAUACCGUCUUCUCAUCCUGAUCACACGGUCUUCACUCCUACCGCAGCCGCUGUUAUGAAACCUCAAUCCACUAAGUUGGAGGAUGGGGGCUCCACGGCUGAAUCAUUCGGAUCGCAAUCCACU
Molecule: messenger RNA, 795 nt
Organism: Opisthorchis viverrini
Lineage: Eukaryota; Metazoa; Platyhelminthes; Trematoda; Opisthorchiida; Opisthorchiidae
Exons: 7
Source: RefSeq, a predicted model, not a curated record